Molecule: messenger RNA, 228 nt
Organism: Hydatigera taeniaeformis
Lineage: Eukaryota; Metazoa; Platyhelminthes; Cestoda; Cyclophyllidea; Taeniidae
Source: the annotation of a GenBank genome assembly
AUGACAGCACGAGAGUUUGAGGUAGAGGAUAUGCGAAGAACCCACGAAAAUCCAACGGAAUGGAAAAUAAGGAGAGCAUUUCUGAUUAAGAACACCGAUGUCCUUGAACCAGAACGCCUGGUAUGUCUCUCAAAUUGUUUCGUAAACCACGAACUCUAUGGCGCGGGAUAUCCUAGCAGAGUCAUGUCUGAGGUAACGACAUCUUUUGAGCUCUACCCGUUUGAGUAG